AUGUCAACGGCAAAUGUAAGCGUAAUAACAAAUAAUGCAUUACAACCGAUAGGGUCAAGUGAACGUCAGUCAGCUGCGGCAGCUACAGCUUUUGCUUCAACCUCAUCGUAUUCUCGUUGGAUUUUUAGUCAUGAACAGUUGAUGAAAGUCCCCAGUAUAAGAGAAGGCAUGACGCCAGAAGAGCUUCAUUACAGCCUAAGAGAAUCUGAAAUUCAGGAACUGAAGAGACGGCGUGUUGCAGCUAACACUAUUCAUCAAAUGGCUGACAAGUUGAAUCAUGAAUCUCGUGUUCGGAUAUCUCAACUUUGCAUUUGUGCUGCAAUGAUGCAUAUGCAUCGAUUUUUCGUCUUUCACUCCUUCUUCAAGUUUGAUCCUCGGGAUAUUGCUGCUGCAUGCCUGUUUUUAGCGGGAAAAUCAGAAGAAUGCCCUCGUAAGUUAGACCACGUAGUACGAGUGUGGUGGGCGAUUAAGUUUCCAUACUCUCAACACAUUGACCAAAGUCGUCUUCAUGAUGCUUCGCAGUUGAUUGUUACUCUGGAAAACCUUGUUCUGCAAACAAUUGCAUUCGACUUAUCUGUGGACAUCCCGCAUCCUUACGUUUUGACCCAUAUGCAGAAAUUUGCACGAGAUGCCUCAGGAAAUAGAAGAAUAUCUGAAAUAGCUUACUGGUUUGCUAGUGAUAUGCUGCAUAUGACGAAUUGGGGUGUUCGUUACACUGCAAAAUCGAUAGCUUGUGUUUGUAUUCAGAUGGCUUGCCUUUGGGCAGAAUUUGAAGUAAGUAAUGUUGGAGAUUUAUUUUUGCCCCACCACGCUAUGCUAGAUCAAAAAUCACUCGUAGACUGCCUAGAUUGGUUGCUGCUGACCGUGCAGCUUCGUAUUGUGCAAGAAGUUACAUGUGGGAAAUGCACUAUGGCAUUUCAGGGUGUUCAAUUUCAGAUUCAGACAACACCCGAUGAAGUACCAUGGUUUAAGCAAGUUGAUUCAAUGAUGACACUUGAUAAGUUGUUGAGUUCAUCCAGCAAAUCAUUUAAUUUUUCAGAAUUAACUGAGGAAUUUUCUCAUAUUUAUAAAACCUAUGGAGAGUCACUCAAUAUUAGGAAAUACGCAAUGCGUAGCUCCCAAAGAGAGAAUGGAACCCCACAAAAUCCAAAUCAACUUCAGCAACAGUCAUCAUCCCAGCAAUCGCAUCUACAGCACCAAGGGCAAAAUUUGCUUGUACCUUCGAUUGCAACUUUGCCACCGCCACCUGUAGCUCCUCAGCUUAAUACCUUUAAUGGUGGGAAAAGUACUGAGCCUGCACGACGCAUCGAUAUCAGUGAUUAUAAGCUGCGAAACAGUGGAGCACAACAUCAACCCGGUAGUUCUCAAAACCUCCCACAGACUCAACGCCGAAAUUUUAUGCGACCUGAUGUGCCAUUACAAAAUGUCAGCAGAGGAUUGGAAUUACCCCUUCUUCCAAUCAUUGCGAAUGAGAAGCAGCAGAAUCAGAACAGGGAUCAGGUUAUCUCUAAACCAGGUGAAUGUUCUAAGGUUCCGAAGCCCUCAACUCCAAAGUCAAAUGCGCAGAAGUCAUCUUCCGCUGGUAAUGUGAAACCGUUGCUAUCUGUUAAACAAUUGGGAGGCAGUGAUCUAGAAAAACACAAAAGAAUAAAGACAGAUGAUCAUGAGAAAGAUAUAAGAUUCAAAAGGAUGGAAAAAGGAAACUCAGAAGCUUCACAUCAUCGCAAAAGGACACAUGAAAACGUUAUUGUUGGUCAGCCAGAAAGUAGUUCUUCCUCGACAACAACAUCAUUAAAUAAUAUUACUCCAAAGGCUGUAACACCGAAGUCGUCGGAGCAUCUCAACUCAUCAGCUUUCUCGAACCAUGUGAUCUCAGGUAGUAGCUCAAUCUCAAGGUUACGUGAUGAAACUUCACAAUCACUUAAGAGGGAUAAUUGUGGCAAUAAUAGAUCGCGAGAAGAAGGUACUAUACGUCAGCGUGAUGAUACUGUAAUAUCAAAGAAAUCGCGACAAGUGGCUCCUUUGAAUGCACUUCUACCAACACCUCAGCCACAAAGUACUGGAUCUUUAAUGACUGGAAAUUCACAAAAUUCCAAGUAUAGUUCAUUACCUGUAUUGCAAUCGAAUCGCGCAAAUCAUAUCGGAGAAAGUACACAUAGAACUAGUGCUGCCAGCAAUUGGACUGUAACAAAUGAAUUUUAUUCUAAUUGUAUGUCCAGUGUUUCUUCCCGUCUUUCACAACCAUCGGAGUCGUCGAAUCACAGACAUUAUAUGUCAUCAAAUACAGUUCGCACAAAAUCGCGUGAACCUUUAUUAAGCACUCCCGACCCAGGAAGUUCUUAUUACAAACGUUCCCGUGCACGACCUUCUUCACCUUCAACUGCAACAACAUCCAGUAUGUACCGAUCAUCACAACGCCUUUCGAGUCCUGGGAAUCGUUCGGGAUCUGGUUAUUCAAGUAAUGGUUUCCACUACAAGAAAGGAAAUUGUUUUGAAGCACUUUUGCAUUACUUAGGAUGCUAG
Thelazia callipaeda (thelaziosis nematode) is the source of this 2523-nucleotide messenger RNA. The record is from the annotation of a GenBank genome assembly. NCBI's taxonomy places the organism in Eukaryota, Metazoa, Nematoda, Chromadorea, Rhabditida, Thelaziidae.